UGAACCCCGGAGGUGUUUUCCCAGCAAAGCCCAGAGAAGAUCGGUAGAUGUGGAAUAUGCAAGGAGCUGAAGAGCUUGGAGAAGAGACUUGUGCAGGCUGGGUGAAAAAUCCUGGUCCUAAGCAAGAUCUCUCAGCAAUUGGCUCAACAGGGAUCCUAGCAGAGAGAGUCCAAGAGGAUUACCUGGAUUCCACAGCAGAAGAAAAAUGCACAUGUGAGGGCAUGAAGGAAAACUCUGGAAAGGCUCCAGCGUCAUGCCUUUUCCAGAAAGGGGGUUUUGAGGGAAUAACCUUCCUUCACAAGGAAGCACCCCCUGAAAUGAUGAGGCAAGAAUAUCAUCUCGAGAAAAACUUGCUUUUGACCUCAAGCCUUGUGACACAUCUGCGGGUUUCUACAGAAGAAAAGGAGCAUCGAUGGGACGCCAGGAGCAUAUGUACCAGUGCGAUGUCAGGCCAGAGUCCGUGUCCAGCUCCGUCCACGCACAAGAAAUCUUGGCAAUGUCACGACUGCGGGAAAACCUUUACUCAGAGCUCAUCCCUCACCCUGCAUCAGAGAACGCACGCCGGGGAGAGGCCGUAUGCAUGUGAGCAGUGUGGGAAAGCCUUCCAUCGCAGCUCUUUCCUCGUUCAGCAUCAAAGAAUGCACGUCGGAGUGAAGCUGUACCGGUGCGAACAGUGUGGGACAACAUUUCGUUGCCAGUCAUUCCUUGCCCAACACCAGAGAAGCCACACUGGGGAGAAACCUUGUAAGGGCGAGGAGUGUGGGAAUUCUUCCAGCAACCAGUCACAUCUUGUGGAACACCAGAGACUCCACGGCGGAGAGAAACCUUACCAGUGUCAUCGAUGCGGGGAGUCAUUCCAUCAGAACACGCACCUUACCCAACACCAGAGAAGCCACACCGGGGAGAAGCCUUACUCAUGCCAUGAAUGUGGCUCCGCUUUCCGCAAACACUCAAACCUCAUGCAGCAUCAGAGAAUUCACUCAGGGGAAAAGCCCCAUAAAUGUGACCAGUGCGGGAAGAGUUUCCAAACGAAGGCCAACCUCUCUCAGCAUCGAAGGAUCCACACCGGGGAGAAACCCUAUCAAUGCAAGGAAUGCGGCAAGGCCUUCUGUCAGAGCCCAUCUCUUAUUAAGCACCAGCGCAUCCACACAGGGGAGAAACCCUACAAGUGCAAAGAGUGCGGGAAAGCUUUUACUCAGAGCACGCCACUGGCUAAACACCAGAGAAUCCACACAGGGGAGAGACCCUACAAAUGCAGCGAGUGUGGCAAAGCCUUCAUCCAAAGCAUUUGCCUCAUUCGGCAUCAGAGAAGUCACACGGGAGAAAAACCCUAUAAAUGCAACGAGUGCGGCAAGGGUUUUAACCAGAAUGCCUGCCUCACGCAGCACCUGAGGAUCCACACGGGAGAGAAGCCCUACACGUGCCAGGAGUGCGGGAAAGCCUUCGCGCACGGCUCCUCGCUCACGGAGCACCGUCGGACGCACACCGGCGAGAAGCUGUACAAAUGCAGCGAGUGUGAGAAAACCUUCCGCAAGUACGCGCACCUCAGCGAGCACUACAGGAUCCACACGGGCGAGAAGCCCUACGAAUGCAUUCGGUGUGGGAAAUUCUUCAGACAUAGCUCAGUCCUCUUCCGGCAUCAGAAACUUCACGCUGGGGAGUGA
Ochotona curzoniae (black-lipped pika) is the source of this 1664-nucleotide messenger RNA. It is a transcript of the gene ZNF502, whose product is annotated as zinc finger protein 502. The transcript has 2 exons. NCBI's taxonomy places the organism in Eukaryota, Metazoa, Chordata, Mammalia, Lagomorpha, Ochotonidae. Bases 48 to 1664 code for a protein of 538 amino acids. Gene Ontology annotation, molecular function: DNA-binding transcription repressor activity, RNA polymerase II-specific. The record is from RefSeq and is a predicted model, not a curated record. Gene Ontology annotation, biological process: negative regulation of transcription by RNA polymerase II.